Messenger RNA from Paramacrobiotus metropolitanus, 2722 nucleotides. RefSeq names its product monocarboxylate transporter 12-like. Gene Ontology annotation, molecular function: monocarboxylic acid transmembrane transporter activity. Gene Ontology annotation, biological process: transmembrane transport; monocarboxylic acid transport. The transcript is spliced from 9 exons. Bases 354 to 2354 code for a protein of 666 amino acids. The record is from RefSeq and is a predicted model, not a curated record. NCBI's taxonomy places the organism in Eukaryota, Metazoa, Tardigrada, Eutardigrada, Parachela, Macrobiotidae.
GGAUGCUACAUUUGGCAAAUUUCGCAAAGGCAACAGUUUUAUACGCACCGACUGUUGUAUUGGUUCCCGGCCAUUUUUCCACCAUACUGCUCGGUCUGGUUGAUGACGUUCCUCCUGACGAAGGUUCCGUUCCUACAACCGCAAACGGUUUGUGGUUUCCGAAAUAUUUUAUCGGUUCUGCUUUAUUGGAUCUCGUGUUUGGCAGUAUUUACCCGUUUUGAUUCUCAUUGUUUACUGUUCCCGUUGAAGAGCCACGGUGGCUGGGUUGGUCCGUUUGUGGUACAAAACGCGACGUAAUUCUGUUUCCUGGAGCAGUCGACCGUUAACACACGGAUGUGACGACAACAGCGGAAAUGGUAUCAGGAAAAUAUGAACCAAAUAAGGAGGAAUUAACGCCGGCAUCCAAUGGACGCGACAGGGAGAAUCUGCUGAAAAGCAAAGAGACGGGCAUCGGGUCCAAAACAAUAACGAUUGUCAAGGAUGAUGUUGAUGCGCACGAACUAGCGCCGCUCAAGGAGCAAGAUGAAGAAAGAGAAGUGGUGACAGAGAAAGUGGUUCCUAAAGCUCCCGAUGGUGGCUAUGGAUGGGUUAUCGUUGUUGCCUCCUUCUUUUGUAACUUUAUCGUGGAUGGUGUCGCCUAUUCUUUCGCCAUAUAUCUGACUGACUGGUCAGAAGUGUUCCCGCACGAUGGAAAAGAUAAAAUAUCUUUGGUCGGCUCACUACUCAACGGAGUGUACCUUUGCAUGGGACCUAUCUCCAGUGCUCUUACCAAUGCCUUCGGUUUUCGAGUUGUAAUAUUUUCUGGUGCAAUAAUUGCGGCAGCGGCAUUUGUCGGAAGCGCUUUCUGUACCAGUGUAAAUGCGUUGAUCGGUGUUUUUGGAAUACUUGGAGGUAUUGGUUUUGGUUUGAUUUACUCGCCAUCCAUUCUGUGCGUGUGUUAUUAUUUCGAAAAGAAGAGAGCAUUGGCGGUGGGAAUUUGUGUAUGUGGAUCUGGUGUUGGGGCGUUCGCGUUUCCGCCUUUAAUCGGCAGGGUGGUGGACUAUUACGGAUGGGCUGGCUCCAUGUUCAUCUUAGCCGGACUGGUACUACAAGUUUGCAUUGCUGGUGCGUUCAUGAAAACGUUAGCCGUGGAAGUUACCGAUAACGUGGAAGUGCGCGAGACACCCGAGGAAGCACCUCUUCUGGAACAGACGACGGAAACGUAUGUUCGAGAUGCUAAUCCGCCGUUAAACCGUACUUCCUCUCUCAAUCAGCCGACAAAUUACCGGGACUUGAAACACCUGAAACCACAACGAAUGCGUAACCGAAGCGAUUCGGAACCGGGUACAGAUGUGGAGAUCGUCCAUUCGAGGAAAUAUUAUUCGCAACAUGGUAUCGACGUUCAGACUGUUGAAAAAGGAAAAGUAGAGCAUCGCUUUGUUGCCGGAACUCAUCGCCACUAUUUCUCCACGCCGGACAUUUCGCAGGAUAUCCGCAAGAUUAAACGAGUGGAAUUUCUUCCACCAUUUGCUCGUAAAGAUAUCGUUGUGCAGGGAAGCUUGAAGCAUUUGGACCGAGCGUCCAAGGAAAAACUGGAGCUGGACUCAUUCCGACGGGACAGUCAGAGCGGCGUGUCGCGUCGCUCACAGACUAAGACUACUGAAACCAUCGUGACAACGGCCCCGGCAGAACCACCAAAGAAAUCUUUCCUACCUCCGGAACUCCGUCAAGCGCUGAAGGAAUUGUCGGAUUUUAGCAUCUACACCAACGUGGUAUUCCUCAUUUUUAGUCUGGCUAGCUUCUUCGGCAUGGUGGCUUUCUAUAUCCCCUUUAUGUUUAUUACUGAUUACGCGAAGCUGAAUAUUGAAGGAGUUUCUAAUGAUCAAGCCAACCUACUCAUAUCGGCAAUCGGGUUGACCAAUAUCUUUGGUCGUCUGUUCUGGGGUUGGUUAUCCGACCGGCCCAACAUGGAUCCCCUGAUCGUGCACAACUGUGCCAUUACCGUUGUGGCGAUCGUCUUGGCUUUCAUUCCAGCUUGUUUGGAUUAUUACUCGCUCGCGGUGGUUUGUGGAAUAUUCGGAUUUUUCGUUUCGCCAUUUAUAUCGUUGCUGUCAAUUAUUUUAACAAGCCGGAUUGGAUUGGACCAGCUGCCCAGUGCAUUCGGGCAGUCGCAGUUAGUUCGUGGAAUUGCAUCCAUGGUUGGAUCGCCCUUUGGAGGUUUCCUGUACGAAAAAACGAAAAACUACUCCAUGACCUUUUGGGUCAGCUCAGCGGAGUUCAUCUUGGCGGUGGUCAUUGCUUCCAUGAUCCUUGUUAAAGAGUUUUUCCAAAAACGGCGAAGUCGCGGAAGAGCUGUGAGCGAAGUGCGCGCGUAACAGCUGCCGGAAAUUCGUUCCUCUCGUCGUUGCCCGAAUAGCGAUUGCGAUUUUUUCCUUGUAUAGCUCAGGCUAAACUUCACAGUGGAUUAUUUAUCCCGAUAAUAUGUUGCAGUGUUCGAAAAUCAUGGUGAUACGAUGCUUAUGGUUAGGUGCUAGUUUCUUUUUGGUUUCGUUUAUCAUUACCAGCUGUGUGGAUUGCAUUUUUUCUUUGGUUAUGCUGUUAAUAUCACCGGGUUUUUUUGUGUCGUAUUCUCACAAAGAGUGUUCGCAUUUACCUCUUCUCAUGCAGUGAUGAUUUUUUUGUUAUUUGUUUGAUAAUUUAUUCCUUGGUGCUUUUGACCUGUAUCCAUUAAAUAGUCUCGACC